GGUGAAUUUCUUGUGCCUCCAUUCCCAAGGAAGGGGGGAGCAGCCGCUCCGCCGCCACUCGCAAGCAUCACCCUUCUGUGGCAAGAGGCACCUGAAAGGAAAACUUCCGCAUAUCAAUGCACUGCCAAUGGUGGUGUAAAACCAAGGGCUGUACUGCUGCCACAUCACAAUUUUGUGGGGUUUCAGAGAGUAGUUCUGGGUUGUGUCCUUUGUUGUGACCUCAUGGUUUAACUGGGAAUAAAGAUGAGUAUAAGCAGUGAUGAGGUUAACUUCCUGGUAUAUAGAUACUUGCAAGAGUCAGGGUUUUCCCAUUCAGCAUUUACCUUUGGUAUAGAGAGCCAUAUCAGCCAGUCUAAUAUAAAUGGUGCUCUGGUGCCACCAGCUGCUUUGAUUUCCAUCAUCCAGAAAGGUCUGCAGUAUGUAGAGGCAGAAGUCAGUAUUAAUGAGGAUGGUACCUUGUUUGAUGGUAGGCCGAUAGAGUCUCUCUCACUGAUAGAUGCAGUAAUGCCUGAUGUGGUACAGACAAGACAACAGGCCUACAGAGAUAAACUUGCACAACAGCAGGCAGCAGCUGCUGCAGCUGCAGCCGCGACUAACCAACAGGGAUCAGCGAAAAAUGGAGAAAAUACUGCAAAUGGAGAAGAGAAUGGAGCACAUACUAUAGCAAAUAAUCACACAGAUAUGAUGGAAGUAGAUGGAGAUGUUGAAAUCCCUCCCAACAAGGCAGUGGUGCUGCGUGGCCAUGAAUCUGAAGUAUUCAUCUGUGCCUGGAAUCCCGUUAGUGACCUUUUGGCCUCAGGAUCUGGAGAUUCAACAGCACGGAUAUGGAACCUCAGUGAAAACAGCACGAGCGGCUCUACGCAGCUGGUACUUCGACACUGUAUACGAGAAGGAGGGCAGGAUGUACCCAGCAACAAAGAUGUGACAUCGCUGGAUUGGAACAGUGAAGGUACACUUCUAGCAACUGGGUCUUACGAUGGCUUUGCAAGGAUAUGGACUAAAGAUGGUAAUCUUGCCAGCACCUUAGGGCAACAUAAAGGUCCUAUAUUUGCGUUAAAAUGGAACAAGAAAGGAAACUUCAUUUUAAGUGCAGGAGUGGACAAGACCACAAUUAUUUGGGAUGCCCACACUGGCGAAGCCAAGCAGCAGUUUCCUUUUCAUUCUGCACCAGCAUUAGAUGUUGAUUGGCAGAGUAACAACACAUUUGCCUCUUGCAGUACAGACAUGUGUAUUCACGUCUGUAAACUAGGACAAGAUCGGCCCAUCAAAACCUUCCAGGGUCACACAAAUGAAGUAAACGCAAUCAAAUGGGAUCCAACCGGCAAUCUUCUGGCAUCCUGCUCUGAUGAUAUGACUCUAAAGAUCUGGAGUAUGAAACAAGACAGUUGUGUCCAUGAUUUACAAGCACACAACAAAGAAAUUUAUACUAUCAAAUGGAGUCCUACAGGACCAGGAACAAAUAAUCCAAAUGCCAAUCUUAUGUUAGCAAGUGCAUCCUUUGAUUCGACUGUUAGGUUAUGGGAUGUAGACAGAGGAAUUUGUAUUCAUACUCUGACAAAACAUCAAGAACCUGUGUACAGUGUAGCUUUCAGUCCUGAUGGCAGGUACCUGGCCAGUGGCUCCUUUGAUAAAUGUGUACACAUCUGGAAUACACAGACAGGUGCCCUAGUUCACAGUUAUCGGGGAACAGGAGGGAUUUUUGAGGUUUGCUGGAAUGCAACAGGAGACAAAGUUGGAGCAAGUGCUUCAGAUGGUUCAGUUUGUGUAUUAGACCUACGGAAAUAGCGCUACUAGUUGGAAGCCAUGGACCGACUAUGAAUGUGUACAUAGCCAAAAUGACUGUCCCUGACCCAUGUACUGCUAUAGUCCCAAUUGAACCAUGGCCAGUCCACUACAGCCAAACGUAAAAGAAAUAUAUACAUAUACUGUAUAUAAAAAAAGAGAAAAAAAAAAAAAUUACACCCUGAAGAGGAUGACAGAGUUUUGUCACAGCUUGUGAAUCCUGUUCACCAAGUGCUGGAAUCUGCUGUGCCCCAAAAUAACAUUUAAAGGUUUUGGAUAUGAAAAACAGAAGAGAGCGAGAGAGAGAGAAAUAUACCAUAUACAAGAGCAGACCCAUAUACAUACCAAAUUCAGAAGAUACUAAUGGCAGCCUUCAUUACCCCUUCCCCCCUUUAAAUCCAUUAUGACAAUGGAUUGUGGGGUAUUUUUGUUUUCCUUCUCAGUAGUUGAGCAGUUUGUGUGUACAGAGAAAAUGGACUUACAGAAAUCUGCAGCAGUAGUUUUUUCUUUGCUUUUAAACAUUGGGUUUUCUGUUUUGUUUUGGUUAAGUUUACGGAUGCAUGAAGUAAGGGAGUGAAUUAGUUUCUUGUUUAUAUUUUUUUUUCACCUUGGAAAAAAAUGUUUCUUUGAACCAUAUUUUAAUGCAUUCUUUGAAGAGGUAGAUUGAACCUAAGAAUGUUUGGUACAUUUUGUGGCUCCCAGAGCACAAUUUCGUGAACAGAGGGAGGGUGGAAAAGGGAUUAUGGAGAGAGAAGAAAAAAAAAAAAUCCUUCUUCGAGGCGUGAUAUUUCACGUCCUGCUCAUCUACGAAGUAUGACAGUAAUGGGUAUAAUGCUAUGUUUUAUUUUCUGGUGACAUGGCUGAAAUGCAGUAGUUUCUUAUUUGGGACAUAAUUCUGCCAAACUUAAGAAUAGAAGGGCACAAAAAUACAGAAAAGAAAAAUACAGGGAUGCAAAAAAAAAAAAAAGAAAAAAAAAAAGAAAAAAACGAAGGACAAAAAAAAGAGGAAAAAAAUGCAUCUUCUGUUGCUUUAAGACCAUAGCUAAAAUAUGGUUAAAUUGUGCACUAUUGUGAAAAGGAGCAAAGUAUAGCUGGGGGAUUGUUUUUUGAAGAAGUUAAGAUCUUUCUGGACAAGGGUUCAUGCCACAGCUUCUUUGAGAGUUGCCCAUCAUUAUUUGUAGGAGCUUAGAUGUAUAAUUGUAACCAAACUCCAGUAUUAAAAGUAUCUCAUGUAAUUUUUCUUUAUUAAAAUAAAAUCUUUGGCAUAUAUUUGAUAACACUGCCAUUAAGAGGCAAAAUGUUUACUACCUUAGAUUUAAAAAAAACUUAAACAGAGGACUUGCUUCAAGUUUAUUUUAAUAGCAGUGAUUCAGCUUAUUUAAAAGAUGAAUACUUGCACUAAUUCCCCUGCUGCUCCAGUCUUGCAGUUUAUUGUAUCUUGUGACUACAUUUUUUUCCAAAUAUAGGGUAGAUGUAAGCUGCUAUUUUUUUAAUAAUCACUACUAUAUAGUGUCUUUUACUCUGUUUACAAUAUCAAGUAUUUUUCUUACAAUGACAGAUGUAUAUGGCAAACCUUUUUCUGCUCAUGUGAUUAAAAGUAUACUGAUAGUGAUUUUAUUUGUAAAUGAUAGCAUGAGGUUGUGUUUACGCGUAUGUGUAGUCAAAAAGGUUGCAUCAUGUCUUGCAUAAGAUUCCAAGAGUGUAAAUUUAUAAAAAGAGAGGUUGUCAAAUUUAUGUCACAGGCAUUUUACUUAAGGAAUGGUUUAUAUUACAGAGCUUUGCAAAGUUAUCAGUUUUAUAACACUAUUUCAAUCACAAAUAAUUUUGUGGCUUAUGAUUGCUAGUCUCUAACCUAUUUGUUUUGUUUUGUUUUGUUUUUUCCCCUCCAAGUUAGGUAUAAAUUGAUUUAAUUGAGAUAAUGCAGCUUUGACAUUUUAACCAUUGUUCUUUAGGCAUUUAUUUCUGCUAUUUCCAUGGAAUAA
This is a messenger RNA of Gymnogyps californianus (California condor), 3764 nucleotides long. It is a transcript of the gene TBL1XR1, whose product is annotated as TBL1X/Y related 1. The transcript has 17 exons. The record is from RefSeq and is a predicted model, not a curated record. NCBI's taxonomy places the organism in Eukaryota, Metazoa, Chordata, Aves, Accipitriformes, Cathartidae. Gene Ontology annotation, biological process: regulation of transcription by RNA polymerase II. Gene Ontology annotation, molecular function: protein binding; transcription corepressor activity. Gene Ontology annotation, cellular component: histone deacetylase complex. Bases 244 to 1785 code for a protein of 513 amino acids.